AUGAAGUGGAAAUCUGUCGUCACCUCCUCGGUGGCUUUGUUCCUGUCGCAAGGAGGUCUGUCCGUUCCGCUUGCUGAGAAUGACAUUGUGAAACGAGACAUUCCCAAGGCUGUUUAUGCGCAUUUCAUGGUUGGAAUCGUCGAGAAUUACACGGUCGAUGACUGGAAGAUGGAUAUGGCUUACGCAAUGGAAAUUGGCAUCGACGGAUUCGCCUUGAACAAUGCAAACAUUGACAGCUACACGCCCACACAGUUGGCCAACGCAUACCAGGCGGCCCAAGAAGUGGGCUUCAAGGUCUUCAUCUCGUUUGACUUUGCGUACUGGAAUAAUGGGAAUACAGCCCAGAUCACGGCUUAUAUGCAGCAGUAUGCCAACCAUCCUGCCCAGGCCAUGUACGACGGUGGCGCGAUUGUCAGUACGUUUGUCGGCGAGUACUUCGACUGGGCUCCGGUCAAAGCUGCCGUGAGCCACAAGAUUGUAGCCCUUCCCAUGAUGGAAGACCCCAUCCAAGUCAAUCAACUGCACACGUCCUUUGACGGAGCCUUUUCUUGGUAUGCCUGGCCAACGGAUGGAGGCAAUAGUAUCAUCCCCGGCCCCAUGACGACGGUCUGGGAUGACAAGUUCAUUGCCAAUCUCGCUGGCAGGCCCUACAUGGCUCCCGUUUCUCCAUGGUUCUCUACACACUUCAACUCCAAAAACUGGGUCUUCAUCAGCGAACAGCUCAUCACUGAUCGAUGGAACCAGAUGCUUGCUCUCAAGCCCUCUCUCAUCGAGAUUAUCACCUGGAACGAUUUCGGCGAAUCUCACUACAUUUCGCCUCCUGAACCACACCACAAGGAUGACGGUUCGUCCCAGUGGGCUGACGGUAUGCCGCACGAUGGCUGGAGAAUCAUCAUGAAGCCAUACAUUGCCGCCUACAAGGCCGGCCUCAGCGCCCCCGUGGUGGACAAAGAUCAGCUUGUUUACUGGUACCGCCCGACGCCCAAGAAUACCCAGUGCUCUGGCGACCCUCUUGGUCCUCCUAGCGGCCGAGAUCUGCUCGCCGACGUGGUGUUUGUGACGACUUUGCUGACCAGCCCCGGCCAAUUGACUGUCCAGAGCGGCGGUAAUGCUCCCGUGACGAUCAAUGUGCCUGCUGGCGUGACAACUCACAACUUCACAAUGGGUGUUGGAUCUCAGCAGUUCCAUGUGUCGAGAAGCGGAUCGCAGAUUCUGGGCGGCACUGGAGGGUUGGACAUUAAGAACACUUGCAUAUUCUACAACUUCAACGCUUAUGUUGGCUCUUUCAACGGGACAGGGGGCAAUCCUCCUCCCUCGUCCUCGUCCACCUCAAGCUCGAGCAGCACAAGCACCACGACCCGUCCUACAACCUCAACAUCAACCUCCAGCACCAGCACCAGCACCAGCACCAGCACAACUACAACGCCACCGCCAACGACAACUACUACCACUUCGGCAAAACCGACCAGCACCUCUAGUCCUUCAAAUGUCUGCACUGCCGGAACAGUUGCACCGGGUGAGUCUGGCAACUACAUUGGUCUCUGUAACUUCUCAUGCUCGUACGGAUACUGCCCUCCUGGCCCCUGCGUCUGCACUGCAUACGGGUCUCAGAAACCUCUUCCACCUACUUCCGGCUACCAAGGAUGUCCUCUCCCAGGCGAGGGUGAUGGAUAUCUCGGCCUCUGCAACUUUGCCUGCAGCCACGGAUACUGCCCCAACACAGCCUGUCAGAGGUGUUAA
Molecule: messenger RNA, 1740 nt
Organism: Pochonia chlamydosporia 170
Lineage: Eukaryota; Fungi; Ascomycota; Sordariomycetes; Hypocreales; Clavicipitaceae
Product: alpha-1,3-glucanase/mutanase
Exons: 5
Coding region: 1-1740 (579 amino acids)
Biological process (GO): mating projection tip cell wall disassembly
Molecular function (GO): glucan endo-1,3-alpha-glucosidase activity
Source: RefSeq, a predicted model, not a curated record